GACAGUGUCCACAGUUUCUGGACAGAACCGCACUUGUGACAAAGGAGACAUUCAACAAUGCUUCCAAGAGCUUCCUUUGAAGAGGCUGGCUCUUCCUCUCCCAGUACCACAGACACGUCCACCGCCCCCAUCAGAAUAGCUCUUCCCUGCGCCCGGGAAGACGACCUCACAGCUGCCCGGGGCCAGCGGCCCUGGCUGUAAGGGAGCCACAGAACCUCAGCUAUUUAUAGCCCCCGCACCACUCCCUCCCCAGGCAGCUGCUAACUUUGGCCUGAGAUUAGAGGAAGAGAAGAAAGACAGAUCCCCACACAAAGGAUAUUACAAUGUCCAGCUCCGAUGACCCGCCCGACUACCCUGUCAAUUCAGACUUAGUGAGGAGACUGAAGGCCGCCCUGGACGCCAACGAUGAGCGUUCACUGAGGGAGCUGAUCGGCUCGGAGGUGGAGCCAGUGGACGCGGUGAUCGAGCUGGCCAACGACGACUGGAUGAAGGACCCCUCGGCGCAGCUCCCGUCUGGCGCGCUGCUAGGAGACCUGGACCAUAUUCAGCCUCUCAUGGACCAGUUCUUCCAGGAUGCCAACAUAGUGUUUGAGAUCAGCAAGGAUGAGAUGGAGUGGCAGGUGAAAUCCCCAGCUACGUUUGGGCUGUCAGGCCUCUGGACCCUGGAGUACAAGCGGGAGCUCACCACGCCCCUGUGCAUCGCAGCAGCCCAUGGCCACACCGCCUGCGUGCGACACCUGCUCUCCCGCGGCGCUCACCCCGACGCCAGCCCUGGAGGCCGCGGGCCCCUGCAUGAGGCCUGCCUCGGGGACCACACGGCCUGCGCCCGGCUGCUGCUACAGCAUGGCGCCGACCCGGACCUUCCCAGCGCCGAGGGCACCCUUCCCCUGGGACAUGUCUGCAGCCCAUCUGCUGCCACGUGCGCGCAGGCGCUGCUGGAGCAUGGUGCCUCGGUGCAGCUCCCGGGCGGCGCGGGCGGGGACACGCCGCUGCACGUGGCAGCGCAGCACGGCCUGGACGAGCACGCACACCUCUACCUAGGCCACGGAGCGCGCGUGGACGCGAGGAACCGCCGCGGCGAGACGGCCCUGAGCUUGGCCUGCGGAGCAGCGCGGAAGCCCGACGAGCACGCGCGCUGCCUGCGCCUUUCACACCAGAGGCUGGCGCAGGUGGCCAGCUACAGCACCAUGUGGGCUCUGGAAGGUGUCACACCAGGUGAACCCCAACCCAGUCGCCCGACAGUGCCUCUCUCUCCUUCCCACCAGGUGCUGAGGACCUGUGCGCCAGCCCCGGGCGUGAUCGAGGUCCUUUUCAACUCCUACGCUCAGCUGCACGUGUCCGAGUCCUGGAAGGAGAUGAUUCCUGACGAAGUGUAUCAGAUGCACGAGCCUUUCUACCAGUCUUUCUUCGCCUUGGCCCACACCCCGCGCUGCCUGCAGCAUCUUUGCCGCUGUGCCAUUCGCAGAUUAUCUGGAAAAAACUGCUUUCACCUCAUACCCCUGCUGCCCUUGCCCAAGUCCCUGCAAGAUUACCUACUUUUGGAGCCAGAGGGUGUUUUGCACUGAAAGAGCUUUGCAACCAAGGCUGCAGGUCCUCAUCUUGGCCCUUCAGGGAGGCCCUGUGGGGAAGGGAGGCCCUGUGGGGAAGGAAGAGCACCUGCUGAGGAUGGGGCACAUCUGCAUGGGCCUCCCGUGCCCCUCACUCCCAUGUGACCAGCGGAAGCACAAAGCUGCCAAGCCUCGGGUUUGCCUCAACAUGGAAUUGGUAAUGAACAUCCUUCCUGCAUCUCAGGAUCGCUUGUGAGGCUCACAGGACAGCGUGACUACUGCUGCACUUGCUGUUGCAAAGUACCUUUCAACAAAAGCUGAACUAAAAGGCAUAUGUCUUAGUAAGAUCUGUCCCUGACCCCUAAUGAACUGGCAGCAUGCCCACUGCCCCAUUGCCUGUGGACCCUCCACCUCAUAGGGAAGGCCUCCUACCCCCUCCUGGAGCCUGGCCACUGGGAGUGGGUCUGUGCCCAGAACAUGCCAGGCCCACCUGCUGAGAGCACUCUUGCUUCCAUGACAGGGCACCUCCCAGGAGCCUGUCACUGCUAGCAAGCACACAGCAAUCCAGCACUUUCCCAGGAGGACCUUAAAGGGGUGUUGAGUCAGGCUUUUGGUCCCAUAGGUGUCCUUUGUCUGACACCCUCAUUCAACCCCAGCAGACCCCUCUGGGAAGUAGCCUGGAAUGCACAGGUCCACGGAUGUUGCCCCAGCUCAGCUGAGCCCACACAGCAAGAGAGAGGGGCUCAUUAUCUAGGAACAUGUUGACCUUGUCUUCUGUUUGCUCUUUUCCUAUGCUGUGACAUCUGGGGCCUUGCUGACAUGAGGGACAGCCCUUCCCACUAGCUAGUCCCUAGAGACAACAGACAACUGGCCACAGAGCAUCUUUUCACAUGCAUGCCAACCAGGCCAGAGCACACAGCCACCUUCUUUAUUUGACUCUCACUAAGGGCCACUGUCCAUCUGUCCUGAUCACUCCAGGACCAUGAACUAGACAAUGAGGGACAGCUCCUAUGCCCGAGAGCCACUGAAGUAUUCACACUAACCAGACCUAAGCCUUGUUCCUCCCCCAUCUCCUGACCAAUGCUCAUUGGCCUGCAUGGCCCUGUGGCACGGUGAGCCCUCUUCUCUCGGGAACUAUGAGUGAUAAGCAGCUCAGUGAUAGUUACUCAUCUCUCAAUGUAUUGCCUUACUUGACCUAAAGUUUUCUAUCAAUACACUUGUGUGUGUGUGUGUGUGUGUGUGUGUGCGCGCGCGUGCGCGCUCUGAGGAUGGAACCCAGGGUUUCCCUCAUGUUGGGCAGGCACUCUGCCACUGAGCUACAGCCCCAGCCCAACACACUAUAUUUCAAAGCAAGAACUCUUUAUGGUCAUCAUAUGAGGAUAAGCAGUGGCCCCUUUGCUUUCCAAUUAAAGCCAGAGCAAGACCCCAGAGGCCAGGGCACACACUCCUACUGUCACUGUCUGGAAGCAAGUUCAGGCCCCAGGACGCAGCUAUAGCUUAAGAUGGGAUGCUGUGUGCACCACGGGUGAGUAAAGCCCCCUGGCAAGAGGGGUCCACCCAUGAGGUGGGCCACCAUGAAGGAGAAGACAGGCUGAGCCUGGGUCGAUGGUCACAUUUUGACACACUGGACCUUCCAAGAGAGUGAUAAGACAGCUUGUCAUCUUCCAGCUCCUCCAGGUGACCCAUCCCCAUCUCCAUCCCACCCUUUGAUAAUGGAUAACUGACCUGUCCUUCAAAGGGGAUAUGUAAACACUGUUUCCAGACCCCAGAGGCCCCCCACCCAAGUAGAUAACUCUCCCAGGACCCUCCAGGUGUCAUCACUGGACCCAAAGGAGAACUUGAAUGAUGUCGUUGGUGCAGGAAAGUGCAGGGCAUGAUGGAUGGACGGCCAGAAGAAAAGGUCCCCAUCCUUUGGCAGGUGGAAGGAAGCAGGGCUAGAGAUGGGGGUUACAAAUCAGGAGGCCCUGGGCCUCCAGAGCAAGGCUUCUGAACCUCACUGGACAGGUAUAAGGAACCAGAGGGCAGGUGACAGUUACAGUCAAAAGGUGAUGCUAGAAAGAUUGCUUUGUCCUGGAAGGGGAUACAGUACACUGGACAUUGCAUAGCCCAUGGUUAACAGCCUACAGAUGGAUUCAGAACUGUGUUUCUUCACUGAAGUGAAACCAGCUGCAAUUUGCUCACCUGGAAGGCAGCUCUCACUAGCUUAGGGACUCAUGAGAUGAAAUGGUAUAAGGCAGGUCUUCUGCAGCCCCAAGUGAUCUUGCUGAACUGUAUCCAGCCACAGGUGUUUUUUUAUACCUCCCCCCCAAAAAAAAACUGACUAAUACAAUGAUCAUGCAAAUAUUUUUUCAAGACCCUGCAUUCAGCUCCUUUGAAAUUCACCCAGAAGUGAGAUGUCGAAUCAGAUGGUAGUUCCAGUUUUAGUUUUUGAGGAAACUCCAUGCUGCUUUCCAUGGCUGCUACCCCAUUUCACAGUCCCAUCAACAAUGCCCCAGGGUUCUGAUUUCUCUACAUCCUCACCAGCUCUUGUUAUUUUCUGGUUUGUUGUUUUGGUUUUCCUUUGACCUUUGUUCAUUUAUCUGACUAACCCAGACUAACCCUUCCUAGCAGUUUUUGCUGGGAAUGGAGCCCAAGGCCUGGGUCUGGGAACUCUUCAGCAGCAAGACAGGCAUGGUGGCUGCCUGCCUUCUCCUGGAGCUCUUGACCAGGUGAGCAGGACAAUAUGUCCUAGGGCUGCUAUGAAAUAUGGGGUCUGUCCUCUCCAGCCAGCACCCUUGGUCAUCAUGGACCCAUGUGUGACAGUAACAGCCAUAAGCUGGCUCUCCUGGGAUGAGGGGCGUCCUCUAUCCCACCCCCAACUCUUCAGGAGCAUGACAUCACUGCUGCAAGAGAAUGGCCAGGGAGGAAGCAGGCUCUGAACAGCAGUCCUCCUGGGUCCUGGUGGCUGUCCAGACGCGCUACAUGCUGUCUCUGAAUUAUGACCAUGACUGUAUGGGGCAAAAUGGCUUGUGCACUUGAGGCUGUCUUAGUCAUCAAAUGAGGUACAAUUCAUUCAUAGUUUUGCAGAAUUUAAUUAUUGCUAGCAACUUACUUUGUUAUAGCCAAAUAAAUAAAAUAACUGACAAAAAAAAGUUGUUUCACUGACCUGUCUAGCUAUGCUCCAUGCUAUAUUACUGGAAAGUUCUAGAAUUACAGGAUUUGCAUAAGGAAGAGACUAAGAAGAAAGGGAAGGAAGAAGAGAAGUAGGGAGAAAGGAGAUAGAGAGGGGACAAAUUAGCUGAAAUGAAUAUUGAAAAAGAUAUUCUAUUUUAAGACCAGAAUUCUCUCAUUUGUAUUUCCUUUCCAGUAAACAAAAUUUACCCUGGCAUUUAUUUUUUAUUUUAAAAAAUCUAAAUUUUUUUUUACUUUCUUAGAUAGUCCACACUGAACGUCAUUUUUCUUGUUGCAUAUAUAGCAUAAAUUGAUUCUGUGAGGUCUAAAUUGUUUUCUUUAAUUUCACAUUUAGUUUUUAAUGGUACAUUCACCUGGUUCAAAAUUGAUAAGGUAAUAAAAGAGUGAAUGGCCCCUUUACCUGCUGCUUCUACUAAAAUGAAAAAAAAAAUGGCCAAGGCAUGCUUUUCUUCCUACUUUUAUCAAAUAUCUUUGAUUAUGACCUGCAUCUUAACACAAGGAUCCAAAAUUACCUAAGUGAGGUUCUCCACCAACACUGGUCCUAGAGAGGUGGGCUUCUCUGGUGCACCUAUCCCCAGGACAGGAGCAAAUGUUCACAGCUGGACCCCCAGACUCAGGGCACAGUCCCCGGGCAGUUAGUACACGGGCUGGACACUGUGUGACAUUUUAGGGUUAAAAUUUCAAAUGCAGCAUUAGGUCUAUUUUUUAGUGAAUUUGUGUCAGUUUAACUUUAGGUUACUUGAUAGCCAACAAUUCAGCAGGUUUGGUAGAAAAUCAAAGCCACUGACUCCCUAGGUAUAAGGAGGAUUUGCUAAUCUCAGUAAGUAUAUAAUCAUCAAAUUUCCAAUCUCCGAAAUAACCGGUUAGACCAACAUGAUGGGACAGGCUGUUGAAGUUUUGCAGAGAACACUUAACCCUCUACAGAAAUGGUUAAAGUGCAGACUUGGAGAAUGAGCUGGUCUGCUCCAGCAACUCAGCCCCCUCCUCGAAACCCUGGGCUCUGAGAAGGCCCUCGGUCACUACAAUUGCAGAUGCUGAUUGCUUCUUACCUCUUCAGGGUAGCUCCCAGGACCAAGUGAUAAACAGAGAAUACUUCAUCUUUUAUUCCAUCCCUUCAAGGAUAAAUUAUUCCUUUAGUCCUAUUUUCUAUAUGCCACUGGGAUAUUCAAAAGCCCUGGCAGUACAACUCUGAUCAAUGCUGUAUCUUAUUUCUCAGACUUAAGCAUAGUUUGGCAGCAUCAAAAUACUUUUUAGACUCCAGGAUUUAUCUUGAAGUUGUUAACAUCCUUCUAUGUUAAAACAAAAUCAAUUUCAUUAAAUUGCUAAAAUAACCCAAAGCCCUUGGGAAGAUUUUAGAGGUGUGGAAAUUCCUUGUCAUAGAGUCCUGCAGGUGGCGCCAUCAGCAAACGGUCUGACCCUCACCCUCCAACCUGCUCAGCCCAGAAAGAAGGGAGGAAGAGAAGAAAACAAGGAAGGACUUUAGCUCCCAUGAUAAAGGGAGAAGAGCUCUGGAAGGCCAUGGAGUCAUAAAGUAUCAUCGAGAACUGUGCUGCUAUGAUACAAAAUUCAGUAAUUAAAAUAUUGAUUAUGGAAUUGCUUGCUUCCUUUGUAUUAAAUAUGUGCAUUUUAUAGGCAAUGUGUUUAUAAAUAAAUAUAAUUUUCAGUUGA
This is a messenger RNA of Ictidomys tridecemlineatus (thirteen-lined ground squirrel), 6386 nucleotides long. Lineage: Eukaryota; Metazoa; Chordata; Mammalia; Rodentia; Sciuridae. The record is from RefSeq and is a predicted model, not a curated record.